This is a messenger RNA of Mercurialis annua (annual mercury), 1690 nucleotides long. Its product is annotated as probable WRKY transcription factor 21. Gene Ontology annotation, biological process: regulation of DNA-templated transcription. The record is from RefSeq and is a predicted model, not a curated record. The transcript has 3 exons. The coding region runs from base 356 to 1414 and encodes 352 amino acids. Lineage: Eukaryota; Viridiplantae; Streptophyta; Magnoliopsida; Malpighiales; Euphorbiaceae. Gene Ontology annotation, molecular function: sequence-specific DNA binding; DNA-binding transcription factor activity.
CACUUUCCAAUAAAUAAAUUUAAAAAAAAAAACACAGAGCUUUGUUUGUAUUUUUAUGGGUUAAUUUCUAAACCAAAAGUCUUCUCUUUCACACCCUUUCAGCCAUGGAACCACAAAAUCUAGGGCUUCUCACUUCACCCAACAAGGUCUGUUCUUUUUAUUUUCUUUGAUUUUGUUUAGCUAUUAAUGGGUGUCUAAAUUUUUCAUCUUUUUUUGUUGGGAAGAUCUAUUACUAAACUGGGUUUAGUGGGUACUUUUUUUUUUUAGAGUUUUAGUGAUCUGUUUUGUCUGGGUAUUUUAGGGUAGUUGAUUUAGAGUUUUUAUUUGUAGUUUUUGGGGUUAUUUAUUAUUAGCCAUGGAGGAGGUUGAAGAAGCUAACAGAACAGCUGUGGAGAGUUGUCAUAGAGUGUUGAGUUUGUUGUCUAAACCUCAAGAUCAAGUUCAGUUUAGGAAUUUAAUGGUGGAGACUGGUGAAGCUGUGUUUAAGUUCAAGAGAGUUAUUUCUUUGUUAAAUUCAGGUUUAGGUCAUGCUAGAGUUAGGAAAUUGAAGAAAUUGCCAAACCCGGUUUCUCAAAGUAUCCUGUUAGAUAAUCCAUUUCAUAGAACAGAAACAGAAACAGAAACUGAAUACCCUCUCAAGAGUUAUAAGUUUCUCCAUGAUAACCGGCCGACUGAUUCGGGUUCAAAUUCGAAGAAUUCGCUUACUUUGGAGCUUAGUUCGAACGGUAAAGAGCCUAUUCGUCUUGCUCAACAAACGCCGUCGGCUGCGCAUUAUCAUUUCCUUCAACAGAAACAGCUGCAACAUCGGUUGCAGCUUCAACAGCAGCAGCAGCUCCAGCAACAGCAGCAGCAGCAAAUGAAACAGCAAGCUGAGAUGAUGUUUAGAAGGAGUAAUAGUGGAAUUAACUUGAACUUUGAUAGCUCUAGUUGUACGCCUACGAUGUCAUCUACGAGAUCUUUCAUAUCUUCGUUGAGUAUUGAUGGGAGUGUGGCUAAUGUGGACGGGAGUGCGUUCCAUUUGAUUGGUGGACCUCGUGGCUCUGAUCAGAGUUCACAGCAACACAAGAGGAAGUGCUCUAGUCGGGGAGACGAUGGGAGCACGAAAUGUGGAAGUAGCGGUAGAUGUCAUUGCUCGAAGAAGAGGAAACAUAGAGUGAAAAGGUCGAUCAAGGUUCCUGCUAUCAGCAAUAAGCUUGCUGAUAUCCCUCCUGAUGAUUACUCAUGGAGGAAGUACGGGCAGAAACCAAUUAAGGGUUCUCCUCAUCCUAGGGGAUAUUAUAAAUGUAGUAGCAUGAGGGGUUGUCCUGCAAGGAAGCACGUUGAAAGGUGCUUGGAAGAACCAUCGAUGCUCAUCGUGACUUAUGAAGGUGAACAUAACCACCCAAGGAUACCAACACAAUCGACAAACACAUAAUUUUCAUGUGAUGAUUUCUAGCCUCUUACUGUUCCAUUAAUCUAAACUUAAUUAUGAAUGGCUUCUGUACAUAUUUUCAAUCGUUGCCUAGGUGUAUUUCGGGUUUUUUUUUUGUUUUUUGCUCAAAGAGUUGGCUUUUGGAAGCCCUCGUAGCAAUUAGGCGGGCGAGCUUAACGUCGAAGCACCAUUCAAAACAAAAGUGUAUAAUUGGGGCUUUAAAGUGCAGGAACUUUGUUUCAUUGUUCAUGGCAAUCAAUGCUUGAAGCAAUUCUUGGA